Molecule: messenger RNA, 387 nt
Organism: Jatropha curcas
Lineage: Eukaryota; Viridiplantae; Streptophyta; Magnoliopsida; Malpighiales; Euphorbiaceae
Source: RefSeq, a predicted model, not a curated record
AUGGAUAUCAUUUCUCUACCAUUUACAGGCACAUGGAGAAGAUACUGGAGAAGAAAGCGAUACCAAAGACUUGAUGGAGGAAUAAGAGGAAGGAAGAACAUGAAGGUAGUAAGAAUUGGAGAUCGAGGAAGUCCGAAAAGGGGUUGGAAGAUCAGAACAGCAGCGAAGCUGAGAAUUUUAAAAGUUGUUACUUCUCCAUUGAAGCUUAUUGGGAAGCUGAGAAGCGCUUAUGUAAAUAUGAUGCUUAAUUGGGCUGGAAAUGAUAAUGUUUUCGGGAAUAAAAGGAUUCCAAAAGCAAGACAAGUUCCUAUUGCUGCAUAUUCUAAUGAAGAAUUUGAGACCAGGCUUGUUUAUGAGAUUUAUAAGGCCUUGAAAGCAACUCAGUAG